AUGUUUUCUGCCACAGCUGGCGUCAAGUUAGGCACCCGCAAAUUGAGAGAUUCGACAUGAAACGGCACGCGAAAUGCACCUGUUUCAUCGUUUCGCAGUCGGGAGAUGUUUCUUUUUUGCUCCUCGUUUUCUCUUUUCUUCUGCCGCCGUCUCACCCCCUUCCGCCACGCCCCGCCCUUUUCGAUAGUAUGAAGAGCCCUCGGGCGACGGAGCAAAGGAGCAGCUGACGGGCUCGAGCCGCCAUCGUCUCCAACUGCCUCUUUUACACUUUCUUGGUUUUCUGUUCCGAUCGAAAGUAUUUCAGGUGGCCAGAACAGAACGGUGAGUUCGAUGAGUCGGAGCAACGGAUCAUGAGCAGAAGAGGCGGGCUCCUGCUGCUGCUGCUCUUCGUCACCGGAGCAGUCGAGAGCUAUGAUGCCGGAGAGGAGUCCAGUUGUAAGGUGAGCACUUGAAUUGAAGAUAACUGGAUUAUGACAGUCCACAUUCAAAGAGCAUUCUGGGCCCCCGUUUGGAAUCAGUCUUCCUCCAGAGACUGUAUCGCUUCCACCAUUCUUAUUCCCUACUGGUCCCAGAACCCAAAUCAAAAUAUUCUGUUUCCAGAGACGACACGGUGGAAUUCCUCUCCCGUUGGGAGUGUUCACAGUACAGAAGGAAGGUUUUCCGGAUGCCCUGCCUGCCAUCCGCACCGCCCUUUCCCACGUACACAACCGUUCGUGCAUCCUCCAAGGAUAUCGUCUCGAAAUGAUAGUCAAGGACACCCAUGUGAGUCUUCUUCGUCGCUUCCACUCGAUAUUGAACAAAUUCAAUUUGCGACCGGACCCGCAUCUCUUCAAUUGAGUCAAUUUUGGCGCUCCGUCCGCGCUCGCACGUUUUUUACUGCGCUGCCUUCACUUGCUCCUUGUGCUCUGUCUCGGUCCGUCCUUCUGUCGGUUACCUCAUCCUUUGUGUCAGAAUUCAUGCACGACGUCGUCCGACGACUAAAAUAAUGGGCGCCGAGCAGUGCACCAUGUUAAACGCAUGAAUGCGUUAACUAAAUGGGUUAGACGAGACGGGACGGGAGGAGUGACGACGGAAUGAGUUCUGCAACAUGCUGAAAGAGAAUUGGGAGGAUGACUGAAUAGGGAGUGUGUUUCAGUGUAAAACGUCGCAGGGAAUGAAGGCGUUGUUCGAUUUGAUAGCUUCGAGACCCCGACCUGUGGCCAUUCUCGGAGGACAAUGCACAGAAGUAGGCUUCUCCUUUUAUCAAUUUUCAGCUGGAACUGUUCCUGUUUCUGCAGGUAAAUGAACCGAUUGCAAUGGCGCUCAAGUACUGGCAGAUCGUGCAAUUGUCCUAUGCGGAGACUCAUGCCAAAUUCGCCUCUUCUGAUUCCCAUGAAGUUAGUUUGGGGAAACGAAGCGCAGGCCAAAAUAGAGAGGCCGAAUUCAUGAAAGUCUUCCGGUGUGGGAAAGAAAAAUUGGCCUCGGGCGACAUUUCGAGCUCUCUCUCUCUCUCCCCCUUUUGAGAAGGCGCCUCUCUUGCUCGAGCUCAUUUUGAAAUGAAAGGGCGCUCGAAACAAUGAAUGAGCAAUUGCAGUUGUUCCCCACUUUCUUCCGAAUCGUACCUGGAAGCCGCAACACGAACAUGGCCAAGUGCAAGUUCGUGAAUCACUUCGGAUGGAAGCGGGUCGGCACGGUGAAGCAAAACGAUCAACCAAGAUAUGCGUUGGUAAGGAAACGCUCCGAAUUAUUCAUUUUUCCGACAAAAACUGGAGCCGAGAGGGGUCUUGACACGCGACGGACAAGGGUUUUGAUGGAAAUGAGAGUGACACACUGCUUGCGGAUUCAGCAAGAAAACGGGAUUAAUGUCACUGACACCUUGUGUUCCAUUCGAAGCGAAAUAUGGAGGAAUAGUAGAUGGGGUGGUUGCGAGCACUCCAUUCUAUGUUCCGAUACUCAUAAGUAAAUCCCACUCUUCUUCAGCCCCACGAAGCACUGACAACUCGUCUGGAGCACGGAUUCGGAGUGAAGAUCGUCCACACGGCAGGAGUCAACUGGGAACAGAUUGAAACUGUCGGAGCGGAACUCGACGAGCUCAAGGUCUGUGAUCGUUUCCGUCUCUUUUUUGCUUCUCGCGCCCCCGGUUUGUGUCGUGUCGCCAAAGGAGGAGAAGAAGAAGCCGAAGAAGAAGAUAAAUAAUGAGCGGGAAGGCGGGCGUGUCGCGAGAGAGUCACACAAUGUCCUCUCGAUUGGCUUUCCAGAUAACCGGGGGCGAGCUCUCCCGGGGGACGUUCCCCCCGGCGCUUACAUGUACAACAUCUUAUUAUUCGAGAGAAAUGACUGGGAUUUUGAGACCGGAAAAGGGAUUUUCAGGAACGAGACGUCCGAAUCAUUCUCGUCGACGUCGACGAGAAAAUGGCGGCUACAGUACUCUGCGCCGGAUAUCACCGAGGAAUGUACGGAGACAAUUACGUGUGGAUUCUACCUGGAUAUCACUCGAACAAGUAAACACACUAAACAAUCCAAAAAAGUCCUGAUUACGAUUGCAGAUGGCUGAACAGCCCGCAUGACAACUGCACGGCCGAGGAAAUGCAGGUAGCCAUGCACAAUCACUUUUCCGUCGAAUUCGCGCUGACUAGGAGAGACGUGGACACGAAGAUUGUCGGGAAUACGGUAGGAAUCAUCUAGGUUUCAUAAAACCAGAAGUAUGUUUCAGAGGGCGGGCGAUGUGUGGGAAGAGAUCAGUCGGCUGAAUCCGAACAACACGUGGCGCGGAUAUCUUUACGACGGUUUGUGGACGCUUGCCAUUGCUCUGAGCCAUUCUAUGGGGGAGAAUGCGGAAUUCUCGCAUCACAAAAUGAUCGAAGCCAUUGACAAUUCUUCGUUCCAGGGACUGACGGUAGGAACAGACCAACAGCGAAACUGAAAGAGAUCGAAUUUAGGGUAAAGUGAAGUUCGCAAAUAACGAACGGCUUGGACUGGUGGACAUUAUGCAAUGGUCCGAUGGACAAUACGUCCCGUUUGCGAUGUACGACGGGGCCGAAGACGAAUUCAAAAUCAUAGACAUCUUAACGAAAGGAUGGUCUCCCCCGCUGGAUUCAACUAUCACGGAAAGGCGUCGCGAGCACAUUUCCUCUUUGCUCUUUCUGGCAAUGUCACUUCUGGCUCUCAUCGGCAUCUUCCUAGCUCUUAUCUUUCUGUUAAUCAACUUCAGAUACCGUAAUCACAGGUACACAAAAAAGUGGUUCAUCUAUCAAUUCGGAAUUCAUUCAGAUUCAUUAAAAUGUCCUCUCCCAACCUGAACAACAUCAUUAUUGCCGGUUCAAUUUGCACUUUUGCUUCUGUCAUUUUGCUCGGAUUAGAUACUCGGAUAGUCAGUUCGGAAGUGUUCGUUUGGCUGUGUUAUGUGAAGACGUGGACGCUCUGUCUCGGAUUCACCCUCGCAUUCGGAGCAAUGUUCUCCAAGACGUGGAGAGUCCAUUCGAUAUUCACGAACAUUCGCAUGGAUCGGAAAGCGAUAAAAGUGAAAAAGAUGAUACAAUUUCAAGUGUACAUAAGCAAUUCAGGAUUCGAAGCUGUUCCUUAUCCUCGGAAUUCUCCUGUUCAUCGAUGUCUGCGUCCUCGUCGUCUGGGCUUUCAUUUCCCCGUUCUCUUAUACUGUCACCGAGCUUCCACACAUUGUAAUCAGUUUAUCACCACUGCCUCUUACUAAUUAUCCAUGUUUCAGCCAGAAGACAACAUUGUGAUAGUUCCCGAAGUUGAAAAGUGUCACUCUCCAAACUCUGGAGUCUUCCAAGCAGUUCUUUAUGCAGUCAAGGGAGUCCUUAUGGUAUGUUCGGCCUCCUCUUCUGAUCCUUCCCUUCUUUAAGAUCCUCGGAUGCUUCCUCGCGUGGGAGACCCGCCACGUGAACGUUCCCGCUUUGAACGAUAGCAAGUACAUCGGGACCAGUGUGUACUGUGUGGUUGUAAUGAGUGUGCUCGGACUGUCCACUAGUGUCAUUCUGCAAGAACGGGUCAACGAGAUGUUUAGUCUCGCUUCUUUCUUCGUCAUUUUCUCCACCACUCUCACUCUCUGUCUCGUCUUCGUCCCGAAGGUUCGCUCGCAUUUCAUAUUUCCUUUUAGCUAGAAAACACAAAAAAUAAGACGAUGUGUGUGUACUCUGUGGUCGGCCAUCAAAUCUCUUUUAAUCUGCUCUCGAAGACCACACUUUUAAUAGUGCGAGAAAGAGAUAUUCAAGGAUUACCAUUGCUCAUUUCCUCCCUUAUUCCAGAACAAUUUAAAUGUUCCAGGUAAUUGAAUUGGCUCGGAAUCCAGUUGGCAACGAGCCGAGAGCUUAUCGACGCGGACUCAUGAAGAGUGUCGUGGCGAAGACGUCCCAACCGAUGUCACCGCAGCCGAGAUCGUGAGUGCCAUCUUCUCAGUUCAAUGAGCUCUGAACCGUUUCAGAGAGAGCACUGGUGACCUUCUCGGAAAAGCGGAGAGCGAAAACAAGUUGCGUAGGCGAUACCUGCAUCAGGUGAGGGAAAACACCGGGAAACUUCUGAUUGAAGGGUUUCAGAAAUCAACUCAAUUAUGGGAUUUGGUGGAGAAGCUGAGAGCGAGAGGAGACACUCAGUUCUUACAACAAGGUGAGCGAGAGAAGGGGCGGAUUGAGGAAGGUUUAUGA
Molecule: messenger RNA, 4643 nt
Organism: Caenorhabditis sp. 36 PRJEB53466
Lineage: Eukaryota; Metazoa; Nematoda; Chromadorea; Rhabditida; Rhabditidae
Source: the annotation of a GenBank genome assembly